GUCAAAGGGUGAGCUCAGCAAUAAUGGCUGCCCCCAUAAAUGACAUGUUUUCUUUCUGCGUUGAGCCUAGCAGAGUUUGCAGUUAUGUGGAGGUUCGCCCAGUGGACAAAAUUAAGGGAAAAGGUCUGUUUGCCAAAAAGAUCAUCUGGAAAGGAGAAACCAUCUUUGUAGAGCGCCCCCUGGUGUGCGCACAAUUUCUCUGGAAUGCCAAGUACAAUUACCGAGCCUGUGAGUACUGCCUGAGGUCUCUGGAAACUGCUGAAGAGAAUGCCAGGCGUCUGAGUGGUCUCCCCAGCCUCCUGCUGCCCCACCCAGAACAGUGCCUGGUGCAGCCUGAGCGGCACCUGCCGUGUCUUCAGUGCCAGGUGGUGUACUGCAGCAGCGAGUGUCGGCAGGCUGCUUUGGAGCAGUAUCACAAGGUUCUGUGCAUGGGCCCGUCCAGAGAAGACCCAGAGCACCCUCUGAACAAGCUACAGGAGGCAUGGAGGAGCAUCCAUUACCCCCCGGAGACCUGCAGCAUCAUGCUGAUGGCUAGAAUGGUGGCCUCUGUAAAGCAGGCGCGAGAUAAAGGCCAUUGGCUCAAUCUCUUCUCGCAGUUCUGCAGUCGCACUGCGAACGAAGAGGAGGAAAUAGCCCACAAGCUGCUGGGAGAGAAGUUUCAGGGGCAGUUAGUGCUGCUGCGGAGCCUCUUCGCUACAGCCUUGUAUGAUGACAACCUGAGCCGGUGGUUUACUCCUGAGGGCUUCCGGUCCCUCUUUUCCCUUGUGGGAACCAACGGACAAGGCAUCGGCACCAGCUCCCUCAGUCAGUGGGUCCAUGGCUGUGACGCACUGGAACUGCCUGCCCAGCAGAGGGAGCAGUUGGACGCCUUCAUCGACCAGUUGUACAAGGACAUUGAGAAAGAGACUGGAGACUUCCUGAACUGCGAGGGAUCUGGUCUCUACCUGCUCCAGAGCUCCUGUAACCACAGCUGCCUGCCGAAUGCUGAGGCCUCUUUUCCUGAGAACAACUUCUUUCUUCACCUCACAGCUCUCUCUGACAUCAGACCUGGUGAGGAGAUCUGCAUUAGCUACCUGGACUGCUGUCAGCGAGAGAGGAGCCGGCACAGUCGUCUGAAGAUCCUGAGGGAAAAUUAUCUGUUUACAUGCUCCUGUCCGAAAUGUGCGACCCAGAUGGACGAGCCUGACGUGACCUCUGAGGAGGAGGAGGAAGAUGAAGCAGAGGGUGAUGUGGAGGGUGAUGAACUGGAGGAUGAGAUGACAGACGUAUGACGGGAGGAUGUGUCCUCACCCAGUCUUAGCGGGUCCUUCUUCAUGUCCUCCUUCAUGGUGCUUUGUAGGGGUCUACAUGGUGAGGUUACCCUCCUCCCCCAGUUAUAGACCUGUGACCCCUAUAUUAGACACGAUACCCCUCAUUCUAGGUCAGAUCUGCCCCCUUAAUCGACUCAAUCUUCCUUGCUUGUGCAGGAAGCUCAUCUGUUCUGGGGUUCAAUUUCACAGCACAUUUUGAACCUUCCCGUCAUUGUCCCUGACCACCAGGGUCAAAUCCUUUCCACCGUUGUCUUUCUCUCCCCUCUUCAGUUCACGUAUUCUGUCACACAACAUAUCCAAUGAAGAAAAGCUCCAAGGAUUCAGUCCAUCUCCAAGGCUUUGCUCUGUGGGCUACACAGUGGUACAGUAGCAAUAAUGCAACGAUUCGGUGACAUGACCAUCUUCUGAUCUCGGCUUCUACUAAGCUCUAGAAGCAUGACCUGCUUUGGCACAAAUACAGUCUCAAAUUAUCCUCAAGAUAUAACCGAGGUGGCUGAUGAUGUCUUAAAAUCAUCUGGUCGGACACCAGCUGGAUGCAUUCAGAUCUGCAUUGCAACAGAGUAAAACUAGGCUUUUGAUAGAACAAACUUUGACACCUCUGUAUGUUAAAUUCAACCUUACAGCAAUCCUGUAAAGCUACAAGAACCUAAUUUAAGGUUUUUUUUCCUCAUUGAUGUUGUAUAUGGCAUGCCAAUCAUUGGCAUUAAAGUACAGGAAUCAUUGUUUUAGUUCUGAAGGCGGAUAUGACCUCUGGUCUCUCUGAGGGCUGCUAAUACUUCCAACCACAAGAUGGCAGUGUGGCUGAAGAAGGCUUGUAUCAGGUGCCAUCAGUCUUUGUUGUGGAGACUGGGGGUUUUCAGGUUCUGGCCUGUGCAAUAAUUUAAGGAACACCAGUAUAUGUUGUUGGUAACAAUCUGUGGCUGACAUUUUUAUCUCUGCAGCUAUCAGUGUAACUCAAACCUUUCAUAAAGAUUUAUGCUCAACUCAGUGUGA
Messenger RNA from Brienomyrus brachyistius, 2303 nucleotides. It is a transcript of the gene smyd5, whose product is annotated as SMYD family member 5. The record is from RefSeq and is a predicted model, not a curated record. Bases 24 to 1271 code for a protein of 415 amino acids. The transcript has 13 exons. Gene Ontology annotation, molecular function: protein binding; histone H4K20 methyltransferase activity. Lineage: Eukaryota; Metazoa; Chordata; Actinopteri; Osteoglossiformes; Mormyridae.